CUAAACUAUGGACCCUGCUGAUUUAUACAGGCUGUGAGAAUUAUUGUAGUUUAAUUUCUUUGAUGAUAUGUUUGCUCUGGAACUUUUUGUGAUGGUGUCGCUGCCUGUUUCGGCUCUUUAACAAUAUCGCGCCUAUCGCGGCUGUGGCCAACGUCACCUCUAGACUCAUCGUCCCCCUUAGCCGUGACAAUGAGGUUUAAAACCUCGCUAAGGAAUAUAAAGACAUUCUCUAAGUUAACGGCGUCUCUGGCGACCCUGGGGAAGAUUGCCUGGGUCAGGCUGGACGAUGAAAAUGUGCGGUUCACUAUAAUCCCCGAGCAGGGAUCACAGGUCUGGGCCUGUAUCUCAAUUGACUCUCUAUUCUACGAGUACUCGGUCCAGUCGCGCAUCGAGAACAACACCAUCAAUAUCGAGCUUCCCCUGGCACCCCUCCAAACAGCCCUCAGAUCCGCAGAAAACGCCACAUCUGCAUCUCUGCGCCUCACAAAGAGAGAUGGUGAUGCGAUCCUCUCCCUGACAAUCAUAACCAACACCGUCAGCGCCGGGAACAGCAAUGGCUUCCUCCGCAACCGCCGCGAUGACGACCCCUUCGCCGACGACGACUUCCACGAAGAGAGUCUCGACGCCCGCAGUGCCGCCGAGCGUGAAACAAUCGUCACCCAGGAAAUCCCCAUCCGUGUCCUCUCCCCCGAAGGCGUAGAAGGGAUCCACGAGCCCAAAGUGCGCGACUCGGAUGUGCAUAUCCUCCUCCCGCCGCUGCUGCAACUCAAAGCCAUCUCGGACCGGUUCACAAAGCUCGCAUUCGCGACGACGACCAAUACAGCGGCGGCUGUGAAUAGUACUGCUAAUACGCCGAAGUUGGAGCUGAGCGCGAAUAUGCAUGGGAGUUUGAAGCUGAGUAUUACGACGGAUGCGCUGAAUAUUGAGAGCGUGUGGAAUGAUUUGACGAAUCCGGAUUUGGAGCCGAAUCAGAUCGACGGGGAUGUGGAUGAUUUGCCGACGGAGAAGAUGAGGGCUGCGGGGCCGGAUGCGUGGGCGACGGUGAGAAUUGAUGGGAAGGAUUGGAGUCGGGUUCUUAGUGUGGGAAGGCUGGGUGGGAAGGUUAUUGCUUGUUUUGUGGACAACCAUGCGUUGAUCCUUUACGUAUACCUGACGAACUAUGAAGACCCCGGUGCAAAAGAAUCCGUCCUCACGUAUUAUAUCAGCUCAUAUGCCCGUUAAUGUUUGGAGGAUAUUUGCAAAAUGAGAGGAGUUGGGACAGCCA
Molecule: messenger RNA, 1264 nt
Organism: Pseudogymnoascus verrucosus
Lineage: Eukaryota; Fungi; Ascomycota; Leotiomycetes; Thelebolales; Thelebolaceae
Exons: 5
Coding region: 190-1221 (343 amino acids)
Biological process (GO): meiotic DNA integrity checkpoint signaling; double-strand break repair via homologous recombination; mitotic intra-S DNA damage checkpoint signaling
Cellular component (GO): checkpoint clamp complex; site of double-strand break; nucleolus
Source: RefSeq, a predicted model, not a curated record